Molecule: messenger RNA, 1638 nt
Organism: Physella acuta
Lineage: Eukaryota; Metazoa; Mollusca; Gastropoda; Physidae
Product: regucalcin
Biological process (GO): L-ascorbic acid biosynthetic process
Molecular function (GO): calcium ion binding; enzyme regulator activity; gluconolactonase activity
Source: RefSeq, a predicted model, not a curated record
UUGGUUAGUGACACACCCCUAAAAAAAACCAUAAACAAAACAUUGAAAACAAGCUUAACUACGACACUAACUAUUUGUUAAACGCAUUAAAAUCUAAUCUACUAUCUUCAUCACCAAAUCCAUAAUUAAUAAACACAAAAUGGCCUUCAGACUUUGUUAUCUAUGAAUGAAAGAGGUCAACAGACUCCAGUCAGACUUUACUAUUGGAGAUAACAUUUAGGCAGAUGAGAUCUGUAAUCUAAACUAACAAAAUAAUUUAAGUUAUUUGUGCCAUGGCUACACCAAAAAUAGAAGUUGCACUAAAAAAUUGCUGCCCAACUAUUGGUGAAGGUCCUCAUUGGGAUGCAGCUACACAGACCUUGCUCUAUGUAGACAUCAACAGUGGGGGGCUGCAUAGGUGGAACCCUGACACUGGAAUUGAGGAAAAAAUUAAUUUAGAUGGGACUGUUGGGUUUGCUGUACCUUGUGAUCGAGGCGGCUACGUCGUUGGCUUGAACAAAACGAUUUCACACGUGGACUGGGACACGAAAACUGUAACAACGCUAGCAGAGGUAGAGCAAGAUAAAGAGAGCAGGUUCAAUGAUGCUAAAUGUGAUGCUUCUGGUAGACUCUGGGCAGGAACCAUGGGGCGAGAAUCAACACCUGGUGUGGUUCCCAAGGGGCAGGGAAGUCUGUAUAGCUUCUCUACUGAUCAUAAAAUAGUCAAGCAUGUAGGCAACAUUGACAUCAGUAAUGGCAUAGACUGGACUGAUGACAACACUGUCAUGUACUACAUUGACUCAGUGCCUAGAGAAGUUUAUGCUUUUGAUUUCAAUUUAACAGAAGGAACACUAAGCAACCAACGAACUGUUGUUAAAUUUGAAGAGGGCACUGAACAAACCUACGGCCUACCUGAUGGAAUGUGUAUUGACAACGAAGGCAAAUUGUGGGUGGCUUGUUUUGCCUCUAGUAGAGUGCAUAGGUUUGACCCAGAGACAGGUAAAACAUUACAGACCUUGGAGUUCCCUGCCACAAAUAUCACAUCGGUUUGCUUUGGUGGCAAAAACCUAGACGAGCUGUAUGUAACCUGUAGCCAAUGGAACAUCCCAGAGGAGAGCAAAGCCAAGCAGCCAUUGGCUGGGUCCAUUUUCAAAGUGACAGGUCUCUCUGUUAAAGGGAGAGCACCUAAUAACUUUAAAGGAUAAAUGCAGGCAUACUAUGUGACCUCAACAAACUAAAAGCUAGAUAACAGCAGCUUUUUUUUUACCUUUUUGCUUCAAAUUGUACCAUUUUUUAAAUUAAAUGCACGGUAUGAUUGUGUUAUUAUUAUUAUAAAUAUUAUAUUUGGAUAUAUUAUUUAGAUAUAUCUUAUGGAGAUGAUUUGUGACUUGGUUCUUUUAUGUGUUUUUAGCUUUGAAAUACUAAGGAAGUAUUGAUGCAAUUAAAUGGCAUUUACAAUAUUUUUAAUAUACUCUUCUUUAAGCAAGCAUAAUAUUGUUUAUACAAAUAUUGCCUUUCAAUACAUUUAAGUGGGGCGUGGUAUUAUUUAUUGAGGAGCUAUAAACAGCUGUUUUUGUAUUGCACAAGAUUUUGUCUUUUAAAAUUUAAAUGUAAUUUAAUAUCACUCAAAACUGGUGGAAAUAAACAAAUAUUUAAUAU